Molecule: messenger RNA, 2064 nt
Organism: Arachis duranensis
Lineage: Eukaryota; Viridiplantae; Streptophyta; Magnoliopsida; Fabales; Fabaceae
Product: protein CHUP1, chloroplastic-like
Exons: 4
Coding region: 79-1953 (624 amino acids)
Biological process (GO): chloroplast organization
Cellular component (GO): chloroplast outer membrane
Source: RefSeq, a predicted model, not a curated record
GGCAUUAUUCAAUGCAACCAAGUCAUCAGAAUAGGGAAUAUAUCAAAAUUGUUCUAACUAACCUGUUUGAAGGACUACAUGAUAGUUAGAGUGAGCUUCUUGGUUGUAACUUCUUCAAUUGCUGUACUCAAGAUUUUAGAAACAAAAACCAAUUUUCCUGCAAAGAGAAGUGAUACAAUGAAAUCUCUAGCUCCAGCAGGAUGUGAUGCAUCACCACACUUGGAACUUAAAUCAGAAGAUAUUGAAAAUAACACUGCAAAUGCUACUUAUUCAAUAAAUCAGAAUGAAGAGAAGCAUAUGAAAAAUGAAACCCCACAGAAAUUGGAUUACGCAACUGAAAAGGAAUUAUUGCAGAAUUUGGUAGAGAAUUACAAGCAAAGGGAAGUGAGCCUUCAAAAGAAACUGCUUCGAUUGAAUGGUCUAAAGGAAGAGCAAUCAGCCAUUGCUCAACUGCGAACACAGCUCGAGGAAAAGAAUGCAAAAUUCGACUUGCUUAAGACAAUCAUUGAUUCAAUGGAGGCAGAGAACAAAACUAUGCAAGAAAAAGCAAGAGAUGAUGGACUAUCAAAGAAGCAUCUAGAAAUAGCUAAGAAGACGCUGAAUGAGAUGGAAAGAAAGAGGAGUUUCGAAGGAAGCCGUGUCGAGGAGCAGAUAUUGAUGCUUGAGAAGCAAGUUACAAAGUUAAAGAAGCAGGAUAGCUCUUCCAGAGGUGCUAAGAUUAUUAAGAAGAUUAAAGAUAUUGAAGGUGUUGGAUUAGAAGCCUUGGAACUGAAGAGAAGAAACAAAGAGCUCGAAUUGGAAAAGAGAGAGAUAGGAGCUAAAUUGAUUACUAUUAAUGAUAAAGUGAAGACGGAGGAGGAAACGGUUGCUUUGAUCAAAGAGGAAAUAACCAGUCUCCGGCAAGUCCAUGAAGGACUUCUAGAGCAAGUUGAAAGAUUGCAAAGAAACCGAUUCGAAAUGGUGGAGGAACUCGUCUACCAACGGUGGCUCUUCACAUGCUUAAGGUAUGAACUCAACCACAGUCUCCAAAAGAGAGCAACAAGGGAAGAGGCCUUAAGAAGAAGUUGCAUAAAGAAUUCAGAAUCAUAUGAGAAGGAUCAAAUUGCAGUAACAUAUGAACAUAAUGAUCCUGAGCUUGAAAGCAAUAAUUCCUCAAACACAACAACAUUGGAUGAUGAUGAUGAUGAUGAGGAUGAUGAGACUGAAACCACCACACUUGAUAAGAGUUCCUCAAGCAGCCAAAGCAGUAGCAGCAAGAGCUCUAGUUUACUUAGCAAAAUGAAGAGAUGGAGAAAGAUCAAACAUGACUGCUCCAAGGAGAAUAAUGUAAUUUCAUCACCAAAGUGUUUAACUAGAUCUGGCACUAUAAGUUCUCCAAUUAGAAGCCAUGGUCUUAUACGCAGGUUUUCCAUGCCAAUGGUGCUUCCUUCAGAUCUAUCAACAAUGCCGUUAUUAUCCCGGAAAAUCGGUUCUAACAGAUCAUUAGAGAGAUCAGUGGUGCAGAAAUCAUUGAAGAGAGUUUCUUUCGGCGAUUGUUCAGUUAAACCAAGUAAUAAUGAACAUGUGUCGGAUGAUAGAGAUUUCUUGGAAAACAAGCAAGAAAACAGCGCGGAACACGAACAAGAAUUGGAUGAUGAAGUAGUAAGCAAAUUGCACUCUCAAAAAGGUGAUAGAGGUUCAGGUUCUGUGGCAGCCAAUUGUUGGAAGGAUCUCAUAACUGCGAAAACGUUCGGAGAUAGCGGUUUCUUGGAAACCAAACAAGAAGAAGAGAUUAGACCUGAUGAACUGAUCAAUUCAAACAAGUCCCUGGUUGGUGACAAUGAAGGAAGCAAGAAUCUCUUACUUGUGCGACUUGUGCAGUUGGUGGCAAUUGUUUUUUUCUCACUAGUCCUGCUGCAAGCUUAUUUCAGGGUCAACUCAAAAUUGGGGCUUAGCAGAAGUGUGAAACGGUAGUAGCAAAUUAUUAUAUAUGCUCUAAUUUUGCAAUGCUAUAUAGAUACAACAUUUCUAAAAAUGAAAUUAAUUAGUCAAUUUUGGUAUGUUUUGCCGUAUAGUCUUACGAAC